AGACGCAACAGGCGGACCACAGGGUGCGCGUGCUGUAGUUCGGUUCAGUUCACAUAUAAAUACCAAAGAAGCACAGCAUUUGGACAGUGUCAUCACCAAGCGUUAUAAGUGAGACAUUUCUAGCGGAUAAAUUUUUACCAAUUGGAGAGGACAUAUUUCUACAGCUUUCUUCAAGUGUUUUUAAAUGACAUUUCCAUGCGUCACGCACUUAACGGAAAAUUAGACGCGAACAGUCAUCGUGAAACCCUCUGCGUCUUCCUAAUUAUAACACGAGCUCGCGGUCAGUAACUUUAUCUGGUGGGUCAAAGGCGCGCGCUAUGCGGACCCAGCCUCGCGCACCGACUGGCCUCUGACAACUUCCCUUCGUCCGUCCCCCGGAGUGACAGAAAAACGCACCGAAACUUAAGCUUUCCAACCCGCUAAGUAGCUCUGAUUGGCAACAGAGGUUGAGCAGCUCUACUUCUCAAACAACAGACUCCAUUGUUGUCUCCGGAGCUCUCCGGCUCUUGAUAAGGUUCCCUAGCAAUGCCUGUCCCUCCUCCUCCACCUCCCCCAGCUCCACCUCCUGCACCUCCUGCACAAUCACGGACAGACCCUCCUAAAAUCCAGCGUUCAGAGGGUGGAGGUCGCAGUGCGCUCCUUUCCGACAUUCAGAAGGGGACGAGGCUGAAAAAGGUCACACAGGUCAAUGACCGAAGCACACCAUUCCUUGACAAACCUAAAGUGAACAGUGUGGAUGGCAGUGGAAGAAAUGUGGCUGCUGGAAACUCUAUAAACACAGCAGGAUCUGCUCCAUCUGCAGUGGGUCCAACUCUGGGUGGGCUUUUUGCUGGGGGAUUUCCUGUACUCAAACCAGUCGGACAAAGAGACAAGCAGCCACAACACAACACGGUGUCUCGCUCCGGCUCCACCGCCAGCCUGAAGCAGCCUCUCUGGAACCCUCCAUCACAGGGAGAUGGGUUCAGAGGAAGCGCCCCUGAUCUUUCCCCCUCCCACAAACCUUUGGAAAGAGCCUCCUCACUGUCUAAAACUCGGCCUAUUUCCUCAUACACAGCCCCUCCCUCCCCAAGCCAAACUUCACAUCCAUGUUUCAAACUUUCAUCUACUCCACCUUCCUCUGCCCCUCCACCUCCUCCUCCUCCUCAGGAGCGGCCCAGUAACAGACCACCUCCUCUCCCCACCUGCCCGCCCCCGCCCCCUCCUCCUCAAACGGCCAAACCCACUUGGUUACCGGUCCAAUCACACUCCAUUCCCAUGCCUACGACUCCGCCUCCUCCACUGCCUCCCUCAGUUCCUGCGUAUUCACUUCCUGACAGAUCAUCUGGGGUCUUCUACCCUCCGCCCCCUCCACCUCCUCCAUCAGUCCCUCCAUCCUCUCUUCCUGAUAGGUCAUCUGGGGUCUUCUACCCUCCACCUCCUCCUCCACCAGCUCCGUCCUCAUUCUCUAACAGAUCAUCUGGAGUCUUCCCUCCACCCCCUUCUCCGGGGGCAUUAGAAAUGAAGGAUAGUCCUUUAGGGCCUCCUCCUCCACCACCUCCUCCUCUUCCUGCUUCGCUUGCAUGCAGUCACCCUUCCUCAGCACCGCCUCCGUUACCUCAGAAAGUACCUCCCAUGCCUUCACCCACAUACAGGCCCAGCGUACCACCUUUGCCACCAUCUUACCCCUGUACCGCCCCCAGUAGACGACCCCCUGCAGUGCCACGUUUUGCAGGUGCUCCACGGAUGGCUCCACCCCCUGCUCCCCCUGCUCGGUCUCCUAACACUGAACUCUCCAGUAGGUUCCCACCCCCUCCUCCUCUCCCACUGUCAGCUCCGCCCAGCACAGUACGCAACGGACACCUGCACAGCUUAGAUGACUUCGAAUCUAAGUUUCAUUUUCAUCCUAUUGAGGACUUCCCCCCUCCUGAAGAGUUCAGGCCCUUCCCACGUACUUACCCCAGCAAGGAGAACAGAGUCAACCCACAACCUCCUGCCAUGAGGACUCAUUUAAGAUGAAGUUUGGUGCUAACCUUCUGCAGGACAUAUUUUAAGCCUCAAUCUCACCGUCAGUGAAGAACAGCAGCCAAAUCUGAAGGUCAAAUCAUCACAACUGCAUUAUCUGUAAAAACAUUUAAAGUUUGAUGUAAAACUAAUAUAAUAUAUAUUGUCAUCCACAUUUCAAGAGAUUCCCUAUUACAGCUGCAGCCAUGUUAAAACCCCUGAUUCUUUUCAAAAGUGUUUACCUAUCUAAUUAAUUUCCUUCAGUCAAUAAUAAUAAGUGUUUUAACAUUUAAUAUGUUUAUUAUGCCUUAUAAUUUUGCUUAUCAUACCUAGCAUUUAUUAAUUAUCCUAACAGGAUAAUAACAACUAACAGAAAAAAAAAUG
Carassius gibelio (silver crucian carp) is the source of this 2364-nucleotide messenger RNA. It is a transcript of the gene wipf3, whose product is annotated as WAS/WASL interacting protein family member 3. Gene Ontology annotation, molecular function: actin binding. Lineage: Eukaryota; Metazoa; Chordata; Actinopteri; Cypriniformes; Cyprinidae. The record is from RefSeq and is a predicted model, not a curated record. Bases 526 to 1995 code for a protein of 489 amino acids. The transcript has 9 exons.